Cyprinus carpio (common carp) is the source of this 1992-nucleotide messenger RNA. Its product is annotated as B-cell receptor CD22. The record is from RefSeq and is a predicted model, not a curated record. NCBI's taxonomy places the organism in Eukaryota, Metazoa, Chordata, Actinopteri, Cypriniformes, Cyprinidae.
AACUCACCUCAGGGGACAAAUUUGUCCCCAAAGACGAGUAAAGUUAUGAACGCAUGCGCAGUGUCUCAGAGACCAGACGGUCCCACAGUUUGUCGAACCAAACCGCUCACGUUUUUUGUUUACAAUAUUAAAAUAAGUAAUAUAAACAGGAAGAGUGUGUUGUUAUUAUUAGCCUAUAUAUUCUCUUGAGGAUUUAAUUAUGUUCUAGGCACACAAAAAUAUGACACUGUGACAUCGGCACUAUGUAAAAAAGAGAGUAACUUUUCAAAAGUUUUUCCUUCUUUAGUAUUUUUUUUGUCCUUGUCAAAAAAAAACUGGGAAAUUUAUACAUGAGAAUGAGCUAUAAUAUUUGGCGCCUUCAGAGAUGCAGUACUUUACAUAGUUAUGUCACCAUUUAAGAGCUGCAUUUUUUUUUUUUUUUUUGGACAGAGUGCAGAUCAAAUUCUCUCCAUAGUUUCACAAAGGAAGAGGAUGUAUAUUAUUCUGGUCUUAAGCCAUCUUGUUUCACCACAGUGUCUGUACUUCUACCGGCUGUUUUUAUGUUCGUCAAUAUCAUGGUGUGUCCAGCUCUACUGCUUCAGUCCUUCAUCUGGAUCUCUCUGAUGGGAAAAGGUGUGCAGUAUGACGUGACUCAUAUCGUCAGCAGAAUGUGUGUGGUUCAGCAGUCAUCAGUGCUCAUACCCUGCAGAUACACUUCUCCAACCGAGCAGGUGAGCGCAGCCGAAUGGUUCUUUGAGAGAUCACCGGAGCAGAAGGUCAGGGUUUCUCAGGACCCCGUGUUUGAAAGCCGUGGGGAGUUUGUGCAGCCUGACGCGGGGAACUGCUCGCUGCUGCUGAAGGACGUGAGAGAGAGUGACGCGGGCAUCUUCAGGUUUGUGCUCAGCACUGCUUCCGGGCGAAAUUGGACAAACGAUCAGGGAAUCCAGCUAGAAGUAACAGAUGCGGAGCUGGAGGUAAAGACCGAGUCUGAUGUUGUGAUGGAGGGAGACUGGAUUUUGUUAGUCUGUGGUUCAUGCAUCCCUUCCAUGACUGUACCAACCUACAUUUGGAGGAAAGAUGGACAUCUGCACAAGCAAAACCAAGGGGACAACAUACUUGUUUUGGAGUCUGUCGAGCUGCAGGACGGAGGACGAUAUUCCUGCACCAUAAGCGGCCAUGAGAGACUAAAGUCCACAUCUGCUGAAGUCACUGUUAGACCUGGAUAUCCUCCAAAGAACAUCUCAGUGUCCAUCAGUCCAUCUGGUGAAAUAGUGGAGGGAGAUUCAGUGACUCUGAGCUGCAAUAGUGAUGCAAAACCAGCUGCAGAAAUCAACUGGUUUAAAGAAGGAAAGCCUGUAGAAUCUGGAAGAAUCUAUAGCAUCUCAAACAUCUGCUCUUGUCACAGUGGAGAAUACAAGUGCAGAUCCAGAAAUAAACAUGGAGAGAUAGAGUCUGAUGCAGUGAAGCUGAAUGUGAUGUAUGCGGCUGAAAAAAGCAGCUCAUCUGUGGUCGCGGUGGGAAUCUCUGCAGCUGUUGUUUUGAUGUCUGUGAUUCUGGUGGUUUUCAUCUGGCUCUUGAUCAGAAGGAAACGAGCGACUCCAUCAGAAGAUCAAAACCCCAGAGGAUCACGACACAGUAAGACGCUGGAGGCUCCUGAGGACACCUACAUGACCCUUGACCCCCAGUCCAGAUGUUCUGAAUACGACACACUGGAUAAUAUGAAGAGAUCCUGUGAAAACACAGAUGACCUUGAAGCUCAGGAUCCUGCAUAUGAAGACAUUGAUGACUGAUUAAUUCAUGAUAUGAUUCUUUUUUUAAUUAUUGAUUUUCUCCUAUAGAUUCACGUAUAGCAUUAGUAAGAUUUCCACUCUCUCUGGCUUAGAAUAAAACAUUACUCGCAUAAUGUAUUGUUACUCGCAUAAUGUAUUGUAUGAUGGACACAGACUCUGAUUUUUCAUCUUCAGAUUAUGAUACAAUAAAUAUAUGAUAUAAUAAAAAUAUAAUAAAAACAUC